Molecule: messenger RNA, 495 nt
Organism: Chelmon rostratus (copperband butterflyfish)
Lineage: Eukaryota; Metazoa; Chordata; Actinopteri; Chaetodontiformes; Chaetodontidae
Product: proline-rich protein 29-like
Exons: 5
Coding region: 1-495 (164 amino acids)
Source: RefSeq, a predicted model, not a curated record
AUGGAGUUGAGGAAUGGCAACAGUAUCUCAUAUCUCACACAGGCUCCGCAGCAGCCCCCCGCCAUCGUGCAGCAGCUCCCAGCGACCAUGAUGCCUCCUGGCUCCGCUGCUUCCAUUAGGCCCGGUGGUCACGUCAAGGAGGACCUUGUAGGGCUGAUGAUGAUCCAGAUCCUCAGCCAGAUGCACCAGGUCAUCGUGAACCACAUGACGGCGUCGGCCCUCGGCUCGGUCGGGUACUCCAGCACCUCCAUCUGGCCCUGCGAAAUAAAGCUGGGCUGUCAGGCUCCCGGAGAUCUGGUUAUAAUUCAAGAGAAUGAGGCCGACCUGCAGGUGUACCGCCACUAUUACCAGCCUGCCCAGUACCUGUCCUACCCUGCGUGGCUCCUGCAUCAGGCCACGCCGGUCUACCAAGGCCCAGACAAACCCACCUCUCCUCCACGCGGAGACAAGCCUGCUGUCCCUCCUCCUCCUCCUCCCCCCGUCCAACACUCGUAG